UGCAAGCAGAUCUUUAGGCGUUCUAAUCUGCAUUUCGAUGCUGAUCACAGUUCUUUGGGGAUUGUCGUGUCAAACAUCAUCAGAUACUCUCGGAAAAUGCGUAAAACUAGAAGAGUGUUCCAAGUGGAACCAAUUUUUCGGUCGGCUAUUCAUAUCGAAACCAGAAUUUAAACUACUCGACGAUGCACUGGAGGCUUGCGCUGAUUCUGAACGACCCAGCUUGGAGGAGCACACUAUUUGUUGCGCUUUAAAAGAUAUCUACAGAAAGAAAGUUGAUCUCGAGCCAAAAUGUCUUAGUGGUGCUUCGAAGGCUACACGUUCAGAUAAAACGUCCUUUGGAGUGUUGUUGUACAUUAGCAAUCAAGGACAAAUUCUCAUGACACGAUGCGUCGGAAGUUUAAUCACCGCUAAUCAUGUACUUACAUCGGCUCAUUGUGUGCACAAAGUAGCAAGUGAAAGUAUCGUCGCGUUGGUUAAUGCGAAAUACGAGUACAGCGAUGUGAACAAUACUGUUAAUGAAGAUGUGGAACCUUCCUAUGUAGAAUAUGUUUCCAUCCAUGAUAUGUAUAAACCAGGCCAGCUUGGUUUCGAUAUAGCAUUGCUACGUCUCAAGGAAAGAAUUAACCUCGAUUCCCCGGACUCCCCAUAUCCGAUCUGCAUCCCCACAGCAAAGGAGCACUACGAAUCGAAUACUAAUAUACUGCAUUCAUUCGGUUGGGGAGCGAACGCUGAGGGGGAUUUCAGUAAAACCAAAUUGUCGGUGAUGUUGCAGCGUAUCUCCCUACACGAGUGUGCCUUCUAUGGCGGACGGCUAAACGUGAAGUCAGAAGAGCUAAGUGGAUCAAACAAAACCAAUCCGAUUUGUACCAUCGGCAUCUCUGGUCACAAUUUGUUCGAGGGCUACUCAGGGGCACCCCUGAUGUAUCGAAAGGACGGCGCAUGGUUUCUAAGCGGUGUAGUUGGCAAACCUUUGAAUCCAGAAGAUUCUAGAAAAACUAGCAAACCACAUCGCGUCCUUUCCACUUCCGUACAACGCCACGUGGAAUGGAUUAAAAAUGUUUUGGAAGUCGUAGCAACGGAAGAUAGUAAAGGAAUGCCAAUUGAAUAAAAGGAUGAAGGCGUUUAAACUGCCUCGAUA
Anopheles darlingi is the source of this 1138-nucleotide messenger RNA. Its product is annotated as CLIP domain-containing serine protease 14D-like. NCBI's taxonomy places the organism in Eukaryota, Metazoa, Arthropoda, Insecta, Diptera, Culicidae. Gene Ontology annotation, molecular function: serine-type endopeptidase activity. The record is from RefSeq and is a predicted model, not a curated record. Gene Ontology annotation, biological process: proteolysis. Bases 38 to 1108 code for a protein of 356 amino acids. The transcript is spliced from 4 exons.